AUGAAGCGCAUUGCAACCCAACACAUGCGCCGCUCUCUGUUGUCGCCGCGCCCUCUGCGCCUGUUGUCGCCUGCCUCGCCCAUAGCUCCCUCUCGCCGCUGUUUCGCCCUGUCGACCCGCCGACCACAAGAUGCCCCCGUGACACCACUAUCCGCAACACUGCCCGAUGCCGCCGCCGACUCUCUUCCCACCGACCUCCCUACCGCCGAGGAUACUGGUCGCAUCUCAGUCAAGGCUGCUCGCAGAGACUCGCCCAAGCUCAGCGCCCUCCACGCCCGUCUCUCGCUCCCACUGCGCUUCCCCAAAGAGUCCCUAGGACGCUGUCUAGUACAUCCUUCGGCCGACCGCAACCCUCUACACAACAAUGCUUCUCUCGCCGUCAUUGGUCAAGAUCUGCUCGCCUACUACACUGCCGAGUGGUUGUUGUGCAAUUACCCUCGCCUGCCCAUGGAGGUCCUGUUCGCCGCCCAGUAUGCAUACGCAGGUCCUCGUACUCUCUCAACCAUGCGUGAGGAAUGGGGUGUUGAGUCAGUUGCCGCUCCUGGUAUAGAGGUUGAUCCCGGUCUCUUGCAAUACGCCCGCCAGAAGCCUGGCAAUGCCAUGGCCGACGGCGCCAUGCUUCGUCUUAAGGACAUGCCAUCUGCCAAUGCAAAGCUCGCCUCUAUUCGUCCUAACUCACAGUGGAACUACCGUCGUGGCGUCUCUUCCCGUAUCGUAUACGACAACCAGUUCGGCGACUUGGACAACAACGGGAACUCCUCUGCUUCUGCCUCAUCUCAAGGCCCCGAUGCCGGCGUCACCACCGAAGAAGCUUCGGCCAGCUUCAUCAACGCCGUCUUUGGUGCUCUGUAUCUACACGCCGGCGCUCAAGCCACACAAGCCUUCCACCAGGCUCACAUUCUCUCGCGUCACAUUCCUCUGCACACUCUCUUCUCCUUCACCCACCCAACUCGCGAUCUUUCUCGCUUGUGUGCACGCGAAGGCUUUGAGCCACCUGUUGCCCGUCUGCUUUCAGAGACUGGUCGUCACUCGCGCAGUCCCGUCUUCGUCGUCGGCGUCUACAGCGGCAGCGACAAGCUAGGAGAAGCCGCUGGCUCAAGUCUGGAUGAGGCUCGUGUCCGUGCCACUGCUGCUGCUCUUCGUUCGUGGUACCUCUACUCACCUCCUCGUGAGAACAUUGUUCUGCCCAGCCAGUCCGCUACCACUCAAUGGAAACCUCAAAUGAUCGACAUUGGCGAGAUUGUCACUUGA
Molecule: messenger RNA, 1251 nt
Organism: Aureobasidium musti
Lineage: Eukaryota; Fungi; Ascomycota; Dothideomycetes; Dothideales; Saccotheciaceae
Source: the annotation of a GenBank genome assembly